Molecule: messenger RNA, 1703 nt
Organism: Colletes gigas
Lineage: Eukaryota; Metazoa; Arthropoda; Insecta; Hymenoptera; Colletidae
Gene: U3-55K
Product: U3 small nucleolar RNA-interacting protein 2
Exons: 8
Coding region: 86-1459 (457 amino acids)
Cellular component (GO): small-subunit processome
Molecular function (GO): protein binding; snoRNA binding
Source: RefSeq, a predicted model, not a curated record
GUUGGUAGUUCUUGUGUAUAUGAAAGAUAUGCCAUGUGGUUAAAUUGAGAUAGGUUAAUUACUUUAAAAAUAUUCUUAAUAUACCAUGUCAUUCUUUAUUCGAAACCAUCAGAAUACUGGAGGGAAUCAAAGAAAGUUUAAUGGCCAUGCCAGUACAUUAAAAAGGAAGAAGAAAAGUGGAAAGAAAUCUGUAGCUAAUGAUAAUGAAAGUAUUGCUAGUACAGAUGAAGAAUUUGCAGAAGAAAAUCAGAGAAAUAAUUCUCAAGAAUAUGAAAGUGAAGAAGAAGAAGAAACUGCCCAGGAAAAGCGUGUAAGGCUUGCAAAGAAGUAUCUUCAGCAAAUUGAGGAAGAAGAGAAAGACAGAGCAGAAUUUGAAGAGGGUGCGGUAUCAAAGAGGUUACGUGAAGAAUAUUUAGAAGAAAAAGGACGGUUACGAAAAACUGUAGCAUCAAAAUACACAGGCCACAGUGAACCAAUUACAUUGCAAUGCAAAGAACAUAGAGAUUCUGUUACCUGUUUAUGUCUUUCUAGUAAUGGAAAGUUCUUGUACUCUGGAUCAAAGGAUGGCAGCUUAGUAAAAUGGUCGUUAAAAGAAAAAACCAAAUUAAAAUCUAUUAAGGGAAAAAGAAAAAUCCAAGAUGGCGUGAAAUGCGUACAGUGCUUGGCUGUUAGCACAGAUGGUAAAUUUUUGGUAGUAGGAGAUAGUGGUUGUAAAGAUAUUAGAGUAUAUUGUGCUAAUACUUUGAAUCAUAUAAAGAAUUUACAAGGUCAUAGAGGUAGCGUGACUGGAUUAGUUUUUCGUAAAGACACGCAUACAUUGUAUUCCGCUUCCGAAGACAGAAGCGUAAAAGUAUGGAAUUUAGAUGAUAUGGCGUACGUUGAAUCCUUAUUUGGCCAUCAGAAUGGAAUCACAUCGAUCGAUGCAUUAGCGCGAGAACGUGCUAUUACGAGUGGCGGUUUCGAUGGGACAGUUCGAGUUUGGAAAAUAGUCGAAGAGUCACAACUUAUAUUUAACGGGCAUGGCGGUAGCAUAGAUACCGUGAGGCUCAUAAACGAGGAAAACUUUCUCAGCUGUGGAGACGAUGGGCAAUUAUGUGUGUGGAGUUCUUUAAAGAAAAAACCUUUGUGCUCGAUACAGGACACGCACGGUAGAGAUGAAACUAACAAUCAACCUAUGUGGAUUUCCAGUAUAGCCACAUUACUGAAUACAGAUCUAGUCGCGUCAGGAUCACGAAAUGGCGUUAUCAGAUUAUGGCAAUGUAUUGACUCCUUUAGGUCGUUGAGUCCACUGUUCGAAAUUCGAUUAACAGGCUUUGUAAAUGCACUAUGUUUCACUCCAGAUGGAACUGAGCUGAUUGCUGGGGUUGGUCAAGAGCACAGGCUCGGGAGAUGGUGGCGUAUACCGAAAGCGAAAAAUAGUAUUGUUAUAAUACCACUAGUUCAAACGAAAAAUAAAUAAUUUAAUAAAAAACAGAGCGACUCAAUUGUAUAUUGUUAAGUUAAAUUGUUAUGCAGAGGGUAUAUAAUUUUUGAUACGUUUAAUAUAGAUGUACUUUUUUAUGUAAAAGGAAUCUCGUAAUCUGUUGUUACUAUUACGUCCCCUCGAGUACUGCCCGAAUCUUCGAUGCUCCGUGGUGAUUAUUUUUUUCCUAUAAAACCGCAUCACGUACGAAUGCAUUCGAUUCGUUGGCGUUCUAAUGAAA